AAAAACUCUUUCCCCUUUCCAUUUUUUCACAUAGAAAUCCGCAGUUAAAUACUGUUUUUUUUACUUACCCUUUUUUACGUUUGUUAACGCUCGAGAAGAAAGAGGACCACUGGGUGGCCUCUUAUGGAAAGGUUCUUCUCCUUAUUACCCGACCUCUGAAAGAAGUUUUUAUAAUAAAAUAUUUUUUUAUCUCACACCCAUACAACAUAUUGAAAAAUAUGGCUUCUUUUUUUCCUAAACAUAUUUCCUUGGGAAAAUUUUCUUUCGAUGUCUCAUUCCACAAAUUUCACGUGACUAGACCCAAACGGGCUGGAUGUAACAAGAUUUAUGAAAUCAGGAGAUCAAAAAGUUUCUUUUUUGAGCUAGUCGAUCCUUCAACAAACACCAAUGAUAUUCAUCUUAAAAUACACACAAAUGAUUAUCACAUGAAAUCGACCCCUAUUAGCUACUCUUCCACCUGUAGCUUUCCUAAUCUGAAAUACCAGAUUAGUAAGAUGUUACAACAUUUUUUUUCUCAUCAAAAAGUCAUCCCACGCUCCAUUCAAAAGAGAUAUUUUAAUCUUAUUCGUUCUAAAUUACUCGAUAGAUACUUCAUUAUCAAAUCACGUGCUGACAGUGUCACACAAAGAAAUUCCCGCACAAAAACUUUCUUUAACUUCUCCUAUAAACGUUAUCGUUUUCACUUUGGUAUUUUUAUACCAUGUAAUUUUCGUACCACUCACAAUUUUGGAAUUGAACACACACAGUUGUGUAGUGUCCCCUCCCCUUUCAUCAUGUCUCAUAAUAGACGCACUUGUGUUUCUCAUCAUAAAAACUUAGAUAUUUUUCACAAUAUCAAGAAUCACACGCCGAUACCGAAUAAUAACACUAAUAACAACAAACGAUUCCAUGCAACCCUUAUCCAUAAACAAUGGCAACGUCGUGUUAAAAAACACGUUUAUUCAAAUCGUCUUGGAAUUUCCUACGAUAUUUCAUAUUCAGCUAAUGGACAUAAAUAUCUUACCACAUACAACGAUCGUCGUAUGUACCGAAAACGAUUGGACAACUUCCGCUCACACCACUCUGAUAGUAGUAAAAGGAGUAAAAAACAAAAAUCCCGUUUUCAAAGGGCAUGUAGAUAUGUUUUUUACAAUCGCGGUAAAAACCGAAAAUCUCAUAGACGUGUGAAUACUCUUGAGGAAAAGCUUCACCGUGCUAGACAACAUCGUUUCCUAUUUUUACCUUCACAACAUGUUAAUAAACCUAUACAACAUCUAAAAUAUCAUAAAAAAUUAGUGCUCAGAGACGAGGAACAUUACAAUUUUCCUAUACCCCCUGCACCACGCAGACCUCUAGGUGUAAAUGCCGUUUUAAACAAAACUAUUGACCGACUGCGUCGAUUAAGUCCAGGGAAUAAUUCAAUUAGUACUUCAAAUACUCACUCACCUGCCACCACCUUACAACCCAUUCUCCUCAAAGAAGAGAAUACGUGGCAUGAGACGUUGGGCAUCUGGAUUCCUAAUGACCUCUUCCCUUAUGUAACCGAUGAACCUGUCUAUAUAUCUAAAAGACAGGCUACUCUCAAAGGUCGACAACAUGCUCCAGGCAGUACGGAGUGGUUAAAAGUUAUUAGAAACCGUAAAAAGGCUCAUGAAUCGGCCGAUCGCCAAGAAAAAGAACGUCUUCUUCGUGAAGAAGACCUUUCCGCUAGAGCUAAACUCUGGGGUACCUCUUCCAACAGUAUAGAAUACCGUGAAGAAAUGACGAAAGAUCUCACUAAAUUUCAAGAACAUUAUCACAAAAAAAUCACACCUCUAAUUGAGCGUCAUGCUGUUCUAGAGAACAGAAUCACACAAGGAAAAAACGUUUACAAAACCAACAAACAGUUGCUCCAAUUGGAGCGCGAAUUAGGAGUUUUCAAAAUCGACUACUUCUCAGUCAUAGAUGACAAUGGUUACCAUUAUCGUUACAAAGGACACACAUCCGAUGAUACGAAACAACUUGAGCUCAGACCACACAAACGUCCGUCUAACCUAACUAUAAAUAUAGAUAGGCACAAUACUGAGAUCAAAAAAUUGAGACUAGAUAUUCCGUCUCCUGAAGACUCUAAAGUCUUCGCUUCACUUUAACCCCAUUCGGUCACCACUAUCAGCUUAUUUUUUUAUUUUAGUGGCACGCUGAUAGUUAUAGAUUUAUAUUAUUUCUGCCACAUUUUUACUAUUGACUUGUAAUUCAUUACAUCUUUUUUUUUUGGGUUAUCCCCACGUACAAAUUUUAUACCAACGUACAACAAUUAGAAUAGUGUUAACCAUUCCACCUAUUACAGUAUUUACAGGUGGCGGUCUUUCAUGACCGAAAGAAAAAUACGGAUCGUUCUUUUUUUUUUGUUUCGAUUGACCUUUCUUUGGUUUAUUAGGAUGUGAUGUCGUGUUAGGGACUCCUCCAAGUUCGUUGAAGGUACCAGAGUGGCGCUGUCCUCGGGCGGUUUGAUUAUAGCUUAGUAUUAGAUAGCGUUCGAC
Messenger RNA from Rhizophagus irregularis DAOM 181602=DAOM 197198, 2498 nucleotides. RefSeq lists its product as uncharacterized. NCBI's taxonomy places the organism in Eukaryota, Fungi, Glomeromycota, Glomeromycetes, Glomerales, Glomeraceae. The record is from RefSeq and is a predicted model, not a curated record.